This is a messenger RNA of Nerophis lumbriciformis (worm pipefish), 1224 nucleotides long. NCBI's taxonomy places the organism in Eukaryota, Metazoa, Chordata, Actinopteri, Syngnathiformes, Syngnathidae. The record is from RefSeq and is a predicted model, not a curated record.
AUGCUGACCAGCGGCGUGGUAGUGGCCAAAUUCUAUUUGUCAAUAAUUGAUGAUGUCAUUGAGAAUACAAGGGAGCUGUUCUUGGAUGAGGGCCUUGAAGACUGCAUCCUGGAUGAUUUACGGAAUCUUUGGGAGACAAAAGUGAUGGCGUCAAAAGCUAUGGACGACUUCAGGAUGAACAAUGACGACUCUCCCAACUUUGUGCUGCAGCUUCCAGCGAACUAUAGCAGCACUGAAACGGAACUCCCAGCUUCGAUAGAAAGCCCCGGAAGAGAAUAUUCACAGAAUAUUCACAAUUUUCCUGUUAAGAACAAUUCUGAGACCGUUACUACAUUCUCACUUCCUGCUGGCCUAUCUUACCCUGUGCAGAUACCCGCUGGAGUCACUCUACAAACGGCUUCUGGUCAACUUUACAAGGUCAACGUUCCUGUUGUAGUCACUCAGGCCCCAGCAGGUCAGCAAACAUUAUCCCAACCGGCACAGAAGGCAACUGAGCAAAGAGAACCUCCUGAUCCUCUGCUGGUUUCAGUCCAACCCAAUGAAACACUACCUCAAGAGGUUUUGCCACCAAAUGAUGUUAUUUUACAUUCUCAGCAAGACCCUACACCAAAGUCCCCACAAACUGAGACCGGCAGCGAAGAGGCUUUGACGGAAACCCCUCAAUUUAAGAGCAGCGAUAUCGACGACAUCCUUAAAGAGGUCAUUGCAGAGGAGCGAGAAAAAGCAGCAAGGGCAAGAAACUUGGCUCAUAACAAAUCUUACGACCGGCCUGAAGCCAUACUUGGGUUGGAACUGGACUACAACUACAAUGAACUGUCAGAUAUCAUCCAGCUGGAUGGUACGGUGGACAGUUCAGAUCUGGAAGAGGAAGACGUCAUGCCACUACAGGAGAAUGACUUCCUAGGUAUGAUCAACGCAGAGGCUCUUAGGGCAUUGCAGGAAGAAGGGGUGAGCAGUGAUGGAAAUAGCACUUCCUCCACUAGUGACAGCGACGGAGUUGAUGAACUUAAAAAUAUAGAUGAUGAGGAUCCGUUAAAUUCAGGUGAUGAUGUAUUUGAACAAGAUGUCACAGACCUGUUCGAUUCAGAGACUGUCAUAGUUUGCCAAUAUGACAAAAUUCACCGCAGUAAGAAUCGCUGGAAGUUCCACUUGAAAGAUGGAGUCAUGUGUUAUGGUGGAAGGGAUUAUGUGUUCUCUAAAGCUGUUGGGGAAGUAGAAUGGUAA